AUGGCCGUGGAUCGGUCAUUAGAAGUACGAGCAGUCGCUGCUGUCUUCUUUGCAUUGGCGUCUGUGACGACGAUUCUACGAUGCUAUGUCCGCCUGGCAGUUGUCAAGGCGUUUGGGUGGGAUGAUGGAGUUAUGGUUCUGGCAUUGCUCUUCUACGCCAUGUUCUCGGGCUGCAUGAUCGGAGGCAGUCUGUACGGUACAGGGAAACACUUGACCGAGUUAACCAAUCACCAGCGGACGACCGCAAUGGAGUACUGGUUCUACUGCGACAUUGGCUACGCCCUCGCCUCAAUUCUCUGCAAAGUUUCCGUCAGCAUCUUCAUCCUGCGCGUGACCAUCGACCGAACCCACCGGAUAACUGUCUGCCUCGUCGGAGGAAUUGUCGUCAUCGCCGGAAUCAUCUUCUUCAUCAUGGUCCUCGUGCAAUGCCACCCCAUGUCGUACUUCUGGAACCAGUUAUCCACCGCAUACACGGGCCCCGGAUCUUGCAUGAACAUGCACAUCAUUGUGGGCGGAUUAUACGCCUUUAGCGCCUCCUCUGCGCUCUUCGACCUCACUAUCGCUAUCCUUCCAAUCUUGCUAGUCCGGAAACUCAACAUGAAGCGCGAUGUCAAAUUUGCUGUCGCUGGACUGUUGGGUAUGGCUUGCGUUGCCUCCAUCGCCGUCUUCAUCCGCAUCCCCUACAUCCACACCCUCUACAGCGUCGACUACCUCUGGGCAACAACCCCGAUAGCAAUCUGGUCCAACAUCGAAACCGGCCUGGGCAUCUUCGCCGGCAGCAUGGCAACUCUCCGGCCCAUCCUCCGCAAGUUCAACCCCUCAACCCGAGGCAACGAAUACACCUCCGAUCCGUGGCCAAGCACCCGCAACAAGCAACGUAACUUCUCCGUCCCGCUCCGGUCCCUCGACACUAACACGACGCGAACACCACCGUCUGAAUUCGACGAUCGCAUGGCGAUGCACACCCAUGAUGAGCGGUUAUACGGGACGACUAUGUAUAGUGUUGAGACGGGGGAGAGGGUGGAUGCGGAUGCAGAUGUGGAUGUGGCCGACGGCGGGGAGAGUGGACAUGGCCAUGGGGGCAGGGUGGAUGAGUAUCCGAUAUUGCCUAAGAAUGGGGCUACGGUUAAUGGUGGUGGGAAUGGCAUCGGGAUGAAGUUUCCUGGGAUUAUUAGUGUUAGGAGGGAGGUUUUGGUCACGACUUCUGCUUAG
Messenger RNA from Aspergillus luchuensis, 1212 nucleotides. RefSeq lists its product as uncharacterized. The record is from RefSeq and is a predicted model, not a curated record. Lineage: Eukaryota; Fungi; Ascomycota; Eurotiomycetes; Eurotiales; Aspergillaceae. Bases 1 to 1212 code for a protein of 403 amino acids. The transcript has 5 exons.